AUGUCGCCGCCAUACACUUUGAGUCGAAGUGCAGCAGCAAGCACAGCGCGUGCAUUAUUGUUCUUGUUGUGGCGUAGUUGUCAACGUAUUGCGGGUAUUUCGGGCAAAUCACAGCUUUGUGAAGUUGAAACGGGACAAACGAAUAUAAUAUUGGAUAUUGAAGAGAGUCGUGGUGAUUUUAUUGGCCAACAAACCACGCCGCCGGAGUUGCCAAUUUACGGUGAUCCCUACACGGAAAUUGCACUGAAUCUAGUCUUCCCAAAGGGGAAUCCGACAUUCCUGCUGGACGGCAAAAAAUUGCAGCUGCUGCAGCCGCUCGAUCGCGAUGAGGAGAAUCUGAGUCACAUUGUCUUUCAGGUUUCCUGUUCGAUUCGCAACGCAACCAACAAACGACGCAGCAUUCCGAUUAUUGUGCGCGUAUCUGAUGUCAACGACAAUGCGUCGCGCUUCAGGAACACACCCUAUGAGGUCACCGUGCCGGAGAGCACUCCGGUUGGCACGACGAUCUUCCGCCACAUUCAAGCGCUGGACAAGGAUGCUGGUGUUAAUGGACUCGUCGAGUAUUUUAUUGUUGAGGGCAACACAAACACAACGGAAGAUGAGACAAUGACAAUUGCCGAUGGUUAUGGUACAUUUGCAAUUUCCUUUCCCCAUCAAGGGCAGGUGACUGUCGCCAAAACGCUGGAUUACGAGAAGGUGCAACGUUAUUAUCUAACAAUCGUCGCAGCGGACCGCGCACGCAACGUUUCGGAGCGCCUAUCGUCGACUACCACGCUGACGGUGAACGUAGCCGAUUCGGACGACCAGGAUCCAUCGUUUAUUUAUCGCGGCUGUGUGCUACUCGAUGGCGCCUGCAUCAAUCCCGAGUACUCCGCCUCGGUGCCGGCCGGGUCGCUGCAAGGUGUGCUCACCGUUACGCCAGAACGCAUACAGGCCGUUGACUUGGACACGAUCAGUUCGCCAAUACAUUACUCCUUCGCCAGCGGCAUGCCAAACAAUUAUGCAGAUUACUUUGAGAUUGAUGAGCAGACGGGCGUGUUGAAGCAGAUCAAAGCGGUGGACACGUCGACCGCCAAAAAAUAUGAUAUUAUCGUGAAAGCCGAGGAAGUGUCAAUGGCAAAACGCUUCACCACCGCCAAGUUGACGAUCAAUGUGAAGCCCGUCGAUGCCAAUCCACCAGUUAUAAGUGCAAGCGAUAUUGACGGCUAUGUGGACGAGAAUUCGCCCAUCGGUACACGUGUUGUUGACGCAAAUGGUCGUCCAAUCUCUUUUAAAACCACGGACGCCGAUUUGGGUGAAAAUGAUCCCAAACCCGACUAUAUUUACGAGCUAACAACGCCAUCUUUUAACGUUACAAACGACGGUAUUUUGAUUGUCAAUGAGGAGGGCUUGGAUCGUGAUCCACCAGCGCCCGGACGCUACAAAUUCCAAGUGGUUGCACGUGAACCCCGCACAAAUGCAGCCAGUGCGCCGCUCAGCCUUACUGUACAUCUGCGCGAUGUGAAUGACAAUCCGCCCAAGCUCGCAAUGGUGCCACCAAUCACGAUUACCGCCGGUGAUGGUCAACGCAAUGUCACUAAGGUGAUUGCCACGGACAAUGAUGAAGGCGAAAAUGCCAUAAUCACAUAUUCUAUCUAUCAUGUAUCCAAUAACGGACAGCAGAAGUUCCACAUCGACGAGAAGACCGGUGAGAUAGAGACGAGAGGCCGCUUAUUGGCAGGCGAACAGUAUAGCAUAACAGUGCAGGCAACAGAUAAUGGUGGGCUUUCUUCCCAAGCUAUUGUCGAAAUCGCCGUAACACCGGGACCGAAUACGAAACCGCCAAAGUUCGUCAAGCCCAUUUAUGAGGUGCAAGUUAGCGAAGGUGCUGAGAUCAAUUCCACCGUAACGGUAGUGCAUGCCGAAGAUCCUGAGAAUGAUCCGGUGGUGUACUCUAUCGUUUCGGGCAACGAUUUGCGCCAAUUCGCUGUAGGUCAAGAAAGUGGUGUCAUUAUGGUGAUACGCAAAUUAGAUCGUGAAAGUCUCACACGCUAUCAACUUACUGUGUUAGCCGAAGAUAAUGGCGGUCUAUCGAGCAGUGCCACGGUGAAUAUCAAAGUGACCGAUAUCAAUGACAAAAACCCCGAGUUCGAUGAGUCCACACUACCAUACGUAUUCGAAGUGGAUGAGGGACAGAAGGAUGCUUUUGUGGGCAUUGUACAUGCUACAGAUGCCGAUGAGGGUAUCAACGCUGAGAUCACUUACUCCGUGCCACAAGACAUACCCUUCGCCAUCGACGGUAAGUCGGGUGAGAUACGGACCGCCGCGCCUUUGGAUUAUGAGCGUCAGAAAGAGUACCGCUUCGUGGUGACCGCCAAGGAUGGGGCGCCAGAUGCGCGUCUCGGUACGGCAAGCGUUACAGUGCAGGUGCGUGAUCUGCCCGAUGAGGUGCCGAAGUUUACGGAUGCACGCAUUGAUGUGCAUGUGCCCGAAAAUGAGGCCGACUACUUGGUAGCAACCGUACAAGCUUUCGAUCCGGAUACGGUACAACAGAUCACUUACGUGCUACGCAAAGGUGCGUCUGAUCUCUUCAAGGUAUCGCCACAAACAGGUGAAAUACGCACCACCACUGGGCUGGAUUAUGAGAAGAAGAAGCAGCAUGAACUUAUUGUUGGCACAAUUGAGAAUGAUGGCGAUGGACCCGGUGACACGAUACGCAUUUUUAUCGAAGUUGACGAUCGCAACGAUGUGCGUCCGGUCUUUGCGGCUGUACCAGAACCUGUUACGGUUAACGACGAUCAAUCGAUCGGUACGCGUAUAGCAACAAUGGCGGCUAUAGAUGGUGAUGGCUCUUCGCCUGGCAAUGUGGUGCGCUACGAGAUGGUCGGACGUGGCAAGGCAUUAAAGUAUUUCCAAGUGGAUGCCGAUUCGGGUACCGUGCGUAUAAGAGAUGAUUUGCGCAAGGAGGAGGACACCGAGUAUCAGGUGGAUAUACGCGCUUACGAUAUGGGUGAACCGCAGCUGAGUUCCGUAGCCACUUUGCCGGUGUUCGUACGACAUCUGUUGAUCGAUCCGAACGAGAGCAAUACGAUGGAGGGUAAACUGAAUGACGGUGCCAUAAUGAGUCCAGAGAGCAUAGGUUUGGCUUUCAGCGACGACAGUUAUACUACCGGUGUACCAGAGACUACCGGCAUAAAUGCAACGAUUAAAGUGAUACAAGUAAUUAAUUCAAAGAAGUCGCGCGACGGCACACCAAGCUUUAAAUGCGAAAUAAUCAACGGCAAUGAUAUGGACUACUUCGAUAUAAUGACCGAAGAUCACGGUUGUGGUGUAAAAUUGAUAAAGCAUCUCGAUUUUGAGAACACCACCGCCUACUCGUUGAGCAUACGCCUCAUUUCCCACAAAUACUUCGUGAAUCCGCAAAGAAGCAUGGCUACGGUGAAAAUAAUUGUGCAGGAUGAAAACGACAAUGCGCCCGAGUUUAUUUUCAAUCGUGCGCACCCCACACGUAAAGACACUUUCUACGCGGUGGUGGCUCCCGAAGUGGACAUCGACACACCGAUCCUGCAAGUACGCGCCACCGAUCGUGAUUCCGGUAAAUACGGCAUGAUACGUUACAAGAUUUACGAUGAAGAGGACAAUGUAAUCAGCGAUGAGAAUUUGCCCACAACCUACUUCGUCAUGACUGAAGAUACCGGCAUCCUGCGCACGGCAAAACUCUUCCAGGACGGUGCGACGUUCCCCAUGAUGUUCUAUGUGGAAGCGCGCGAUAAUGACGGUCAAGAGCUGGGUUCGCAUCACACACGCGCGCGUAUUGUGAUCAAUCAGAUAACCGAUCAGCAUCGCAUGUCUUUGGUCUUCUCCGAUUCGGCGCCAAAUGAGAUACGCAAUCACUACAGCGCUUUGGAAGAGCUGCUGGAAGAGAAGACCAAUGGGCUCAUAAGCGGUAUAGAGCGCUUCAGUAAUCGUAAAAUUUUAACAGAGAAUGGCACGAUCGUUGAAAACCCCGCCGCAACGGAUGUCUGGUUCUACUUGAUCGAUCCCAAGACAGAGCAGAUACUUCCGCGCAAUGAUACCACGGUGCGUGAGGCGUUACUGGAGCCGACAGCACGCGCUGAGCUCAACUUUGCCGCUUCUGGUGUGGCGCAUGCGACCGCCGAGGGUAUAUAUGCACCCAUUGAGAUGAAGCAGCAAGUGACCAGGGUUAAAGCAGCUAUAGCAAUCAACGAUGACGUAUUCCCCUACACGCUAAUCGCCAUCUCGAUAAUCAUACUCAUACUCGGCACCAUCGGCAUCAUCUAUAUUUGCAUCUCGUGGUCAAAGUACAAAAACUUCAAACAGCGCAUGCGCCAAUACGCCGCGCCCAGCCCCACGCGCUACGACCCGGUAAUUGUAAACUCGCAAGCGGCCAACUCCGGCGACGCCGUAGCCAACAUGAAAGAGUAUGAGACACAAGUGUUGGCCAUGGCUGUGCCACCAGAUGGCGAUGAUGAUCUCCAGUUGGACUUCAGCGCCAAGAAUCAUGCCUUCUCGCUGGACAACGUCAGCUACAUUACGCACAAAGAGAACGGCACGAGCGGCGGUCAGGCGAGUCCAUCGCAUUCGGAUGCAACGACCGCCACAAUUACCACUUUGCGUCGCAAUAACAAUAACAAUAAUCUGAAUAAUAUGGCGCAUAAUAACAGCAAUAACAAUAAUAACAACAACAUGAACGGCAUGAAUAAUCGCCAGAACACAUUUAACCGCACGCUGGAAAUGAAUGCGCGCAACAAUGCAAACCCGCUAGCGGCGGCCGCAAAUGGCACGCUGCCCGGCACUUUGACGCUGGGUCGUCUCAAGCAUCAAAAUGGCGCCACCCACUAUCAGAACGGUGGCUACAAGCUCGACGCUGUGAGUCGCAAUAAUCUGGCGAAUCUUCAGAACAAUAGCUACAGCACAAUGGGUCGACGGGGAAAUACAUUUGGCGGGCCAAAUGGUCUGAAUAGCUUGAAUGGCGGCGCUGCUGAUGGUAGCGGGAAUGUUGGUGAGUUGAUGACAAACACGCUGGGACGCAACAAUCAUCAGCAUCAUCACCUCAACAGUCGCGGCUAUGCGGACGUGCCCAUAACGAACCCGCUCUUUCAACGCUCCAAUGGGGACCUGAGCCACAUAAGUACCACCAAUGAAAAUGUCACUUUCGGCAAGCGUGAUUAUGGACAGUUAGGUUUUUCUUAUUUAAAUGAUUUAGAUCGUUCAGAGGUUGAGACGACAACGGAGCUGUAAAAUUAGAAGAUUUUGAAAACCAACGAAUAUUUGCGACAAAAAAACUUAAAAGUAGUAAACACUUAUGAGCAGUUGGAGAGAAGAUAAAAUCGAAUAAGAAGGCUAAAUUAUAAAGGAGAAUAUAAAAUUAUACAAAAUUAUAAAAAAUAACAAUUUCUCUGCUGUAAGGCGCAUUUUAGGCACUAAAAACCUGCUAACUUCUCUCUGCGCUCUCUCAUUUGAGGCGGCUCAUUUGUGUAGAAAAAACGAACAAUAAUAAUAACAAUAACCCACACAAUGCCAAACUGAAAUAGUUUAGGAAAAUCAACUAAAUACCUUGACUCAUAAGUACUGUAUAAUAAAAAUAUAAAAUGUAUGUGUAAUGUUAAAUAAUUGCAUUACUUAGCUGCCACUACAUACAAAGCUUCAGUUUGUAGAAAUUUUAAAAGAAAAUUUUCAUUUUUCGAACGAAAAUAUGUUGCGAUUUAUUAUACACACACUUGUUUGUUUGUAUGUAACGAAAUGUUGCCAUUAAGUAAUCAACCCUAGUUAAGCUCAACAUAAGGUAAACUAAAAUUAGCUUUUCCACUGCAAAUGUAUGUAUGUAAUAUAGUAAUUAAGUAGCCUAAGCUUGUAAAUACCACUAUAAAUACAUAUUAGGUAUGCAAAUUUUUCAAGUUUUAUGUAUGUAUACAUGUAUAUUAAUAGAUUAGUACUUCAAAAAUGCUGCUGUUGAAUGUAAUGAUUACUGUUUCGCGUAUGAGAAAUAUGUUUUAGGUGGAAAUAUAUUUUUUAAAGUCAUUAGUUGUUAGAAAGCGUGAAAAGUGUAGGCAUAAUAUUGAGCAUUAAAAUUUGUGUGGACAAGUGGAUACUUUACGCAUGAAAUGUUUAGUUGUUGUAGGAAAUUUUUGAAUAGAAAAAUAUGUUUCUAAAAAGGUUUAAUGAAACUGUAUGAAGAAGAAACAAUUAUAGAAUGCAAACAGCUUUAUAAAAUUUUAAAUAUUUUCUGAAUGUUAAUAAUGUUGUUGUUGUAGCUGCAUAAAGUAUCUGUUUAAAAGACUUUUGUCUUUUGCAGUGCAAACAACUAUUUCAAGUAUAUUUCGACUAAUACGGCAACAAUCUCAUUCGCUUGUUAUUAUUGUUGUGGUAGAGCAAAAUUAAAAUUACGCAAGUUUAAAGAUUAAAAUAAAUAAUUUUUAUUAUCAAAACUUAUUAUAGACAAAACUCUAGUAACUUAUUAUUUUAUAUUAGUUAACUAUAUUUAGAAUUGCUGAAACACAGAAAAUGGAAACUUCAUUAAAUCUUUUUCUAUAAACACAACUAUUUUUCUGUAAAAAUCAUAAGGUAACCAUUUUAAACGGAGAAGAAUACAAAAACUCGAAAAGCAGCAACAAUGUUCAAUAACCAUACUUAACUAUAUGCAAUAAUGUUGCCAGCAACAUGUUGCACGCCAAGUCGAAACUUGUGAUAAUUAUUUCCAUUAAAUUAUGUAUGUAUCUUCAAAUUUGCGGUAUUUGAGCAAGCCUAAUGAAUUCUCAGCAACAUGUUGCUGAAACAAAUGUUGCACGCCAAUUCUAAACUUGUCAAUUAUUUCCAUCUAAAUAUAUCUAUUGAAAUAUGCGGUAUUUUAACAAGCAUUGCCAAGCAAGGCAUUUUAAAAAUUCUCAGCAACAUGUUGCUGAAACAAAUUUCGCACGCCAAUUAUAAACUUGACAUAAUUAUUACCAUCAAAUUAUAUCUAUUAAAAUGUGCGGUAUUUGUACAAGCCCAACGAAUUUUCAGCAACAUGUUGCUGAAAGAAAUGUUGCACGCCAAUUCUAAACUUGUCAAUUAUUUCCAUCAAAUUAUAGCUUUUCAAAUUUGCGGUAUUUGAGCAAGCCUAAGGAAUUCUCAGAAACAUGUUGCUGAAACAAAUGUUGCACACCAAUUCUAAACUUUUCAUAAUUAUUUCCAUCAAAUUAUAUCUAUUGAAAUUGGCGGUUUUUGAAUAAGUCCCAUGAAUUCUCAGCAACAUGUUGCUAAAACAAAUGCUGCAAAGCCUAUUACAGUUCGUAUGUUGAAAAUGAGAAUUUAUUACAAUAAGCGAAAAUGUAAUUAGCAACAUAUUGCAGCAAUAUGCGAAAUGUUAUUUAUGCUUAAAUUUUGAUAUAAGAUGGAAAUGUUAGGCAACAUUUUCUUCAAAUUUCAAACGUAUUGUACCUACAUAAAAAUUUUGUUAAGCCGUGUUUUUCAUAAUAUUUGUUGCAGUUAUUUUCAAUCUUGAACCACAAAAUUCUGUUUUUUAUAAACUACUAUUUCCGAUA
Molecule: messenger RNA, 7523 nt
Organism: Bactrocera tryoni
Lineage: Eukaryota; Metazoa; Arthropoda; Insecta; Diptera; Tephritidae
Gene: Cad99C
Product: cadherin-99C
Exons: 10
Coding region: 1-5241 (1746 amino acids)
Biological process (GO): homophilic cell-cell adhesion
Cellular component (GO): plasma membrane; catenin complex
Molecular function (GO): cadherin binding; calcium ion binding
Source: RefSeq, a predicted model, not a curated record